Lymnaea stagnalis (great pond snail) is the source of this 12299-nucleotide messenger RNA. Lineage: Eukaryota; Metazoa; Mollusca; Gastropoda; Lymnaeidae. The record is from the annotation of a GenBank genome assembly.
UGACAUUCAUAAAGUUGUGUUUUUUUUUUAAUUACGGAAGAAAUACGCAGUGGUGCAAAUAAUUUGUAUUAUCCAGUGUUUAUUUAAAGGCUUGAUGCGAUAAUUGAAAAUUAUGGGUCUGUUUUAAGUUCGAAAACAAUGUCGUAAAGUCGUAUUCAAUAUCAAAUCCGCAAUUCAGUAAUUUGUAAGUAGGCCGUGACAGGUCCUACACACACGACAACUUUUCGGCUGUAUAAUUGUAUUUACGAUUCAUUGAGGAUGUGGCCGAAUUCACAAGCCCCUGGUAGACGCGUAGGCUUCAAAAUGGAGUCGUUGGUCUCCAAAUAUAUUAAAAUAGCGACUGUUGUCGCUGCAUAUUGGUAAGUCACCAAUAAAUAAUAAUAAAAAUGUAAGGCAUGGGAUACCAUAAAUGCCGUAAUGUAAUGAUUACCAUAAAUAUUACUGAAUCAUUACUCAUUACUGUGCUACUUUAAGUUUUACUAUACAACAUGACAUAGAGUACUAUAGUCACUAUAGUCUAUAGUCAUAGGCUAUAGGGUAGACUAUGCGGCACUAUGCCUAUAGUCUAUAGUAUAUAAUUAUUAUUAUUAAUAAUAUUAAUUAGGUACUUUGGUAUUAAAAAAAAAAUUAAAAUUCAAAAAAUUAUCAAAAGUAUAGUAUAAGUAUAAUACUUAAUAAUAAAUCAAAAUUAAAAAAUGAAACCAAAAUCAACUUUCUAUCUUUACUUUAGUAUUAGUAUUAUUAUUAUUUAAUUAUUAGUAGUUUCUGAGCUAUGAAUUCUCAAAGUAUGACUUCAUUUGUCCUUUUUCAACAAGGACAGCAUCUCUACAUUCUAAUCUGUGACCCCAUGCCGUUGUUCGUGUCACGAGCUAUAACUCUUGUUUUAAUGAUAAUUUUAUACGACUUUUAAAUACUUUUAUUUUCAGCAUUUAAAUUAAUGCUGCAUUAAAAAGUAACUUUAAUAAUAUGCAAUUAUAAUUAAAUUGUAACUUAUCUAACAAUGCACUAUGUAUAUCAUAUCUGUAAAUUUAAUAUAAUAUAAUAUAUUAAUAUAUGGCUUUUCUGUUCAUCAAGUCUACGGCGUCAAUUAUACUUGUAUAUGCUAAAUGAUCUAUACUGACUAUACAAGGCAACAGAUCCUCUUAGUCUUAUUACUAAAAUACUGUUUAGGAACUACUUAUUUCGAAUUUUCAACUUUGGCACAUGACUAAUUAAUUAAAGCUUUCCCUGACCAAUGGUUUAAUAGUUUUGCACACUGUUAACUCUAAUGAAUGAAACUCUGAGGUCGUAUUUCAGUAUAGCCAUGUUGCAAGUGGGUGUGAAUGAUUGCCCAAUACAAAUUUUAGCACACUACUGACACUACAAUUUAUGAAAAUUUAUAGUAUGGACUACCAGGUUUUAAAAUAUUCUUGUUUAAAUGCCUUCUAAGUUCACUUUAAAAUACAAGUUAUCAAAUAUUUUGAUCUGAAUAGUGGUAAUAAUUAAAUAUUUCCUAAGUACUGGCAUCUUACAUCAUUAAAAAGGGGAUGUGGUCGAAAUGGGGCGGGGUUACCUUAUGGUAAUGCAGGUUACUUAGAUGAGUAUAACUAAUGGCCUACAUGUCCUAGCACAAUGAGAAUUGGCACAAGCAUAUACUUCAAUAUAUUUUACAGAGGAAGAAUUAAUAUGAAAGACAUAUAUUUUGAACUUAUUACAAAAUUUUGUAGAUAACGAAACCUUAUAUAUGCCUAUGAAUAUCUAAUAUUGAAAUCGAUUGAAAAGGCAAAAAAUUAUGAUGGAAAUGUAGAUCAAGAUGUCCACUACUGUAAACUUUUGGAUGAAUACCACAAUUAUAUAACAAAAUAGUCCUUUAUCUAUGAAAAAGCACCAACGUCCAAAAAUUAAAAACUCGGAUUCUUCUGUGCUGACUCCCAUUUCCAAUACAAAUUUUGAAGUAGUCUUCCUUGCCUCACUGAAGUGCCUAAUAUUAUUAGUAUUAGGCUACUUACUUUGCUAGACUUAUGCCUAUUCCUACUUAUUAUUAUAUACUGUACUCUAUAAUGCCUAUAGUCUACUAUACUAUUAUAUUAUAGUCACUCUAGUAUGGUAUAUAGCAGGCCUGCACAACAUACGGCCUGUUGGCUGCAGCACCCACUUGGCGGCCCGCGAAGUAACAAAAUAUUAUUAUUAUUAUUUUCUGAAUAGCUUUCGCCCCUGUCCUAUUAUCUUUCGGUCCGCACAAGUUUUUCAUAAAGUAUUACGGCCUGCACAAGUUUUUCUUAAAGUAUUAUGGCCCGUCUUACAUUUUGAGUUGUGCAGGCCUGGUAUAUAGUCUGUGUUUUAAAAUUGUUUGCCUAUUCUAUAUUACAUAUAGUGUAGACUAGAAUAGGCUAAACGAUUUUAAAACCAGCUUAGGCUUAUUUAACUUAUUAGUUAAUUAGUUCAACUAUAAAGACCAAAAAAAGUAAGCUCUACUAAAUAAGUACUUAGUUAAACUAGGCUAAGAUCUUAAAAAUAGAGGCAGAUCGUUUGAAAACUACUUCUCUAGUCCAGUCAUCAAAUGAUCAGCGAAACUUAGGUUUAAUCAAACUUAGUUUUAACAAUUGCAUAAUUUUAUUUAAAUGUUAAUAACUUAUUAGUAUUAUUAGACUACUAUUUUUAUUUUGUUAAUAUUUAUUUUUGCAUAUUUUCUUUCUGUCAACUAGGGUAAUCUCCAUUUCUAUGGUGUUUGUUAAUAAAUACUUACUAAGCAGUGAAGAUUUAAAGGUAAGUUUCAAUUAGAAUAUUAUUAAUACAUUUGUAAAAAAUUUAAAAUAGCUUUAAAAUUUUCAAAUUGGAAGGGUGGAUAGUUAGAUGUCCUUCAUAAACCACCAAAACCGUAUAAUUAAUAAUUAAAUAUGUUCUUUAAGAACCAUUCAUAUCACAUUUUUUGCCAAUGUGUUUUGUAUUGGACUAUCAUGGGAGACAUUAUUGUAAUAGUAAGAUAGACAAAAAUUAGUUUUCAUAAAUAAUUAUAUGUGUGUGCAAAACAGAAGGAGCUAAAAAAAAUCUUUGCUUCCAAUCUAGGCCUAUGGGAACCUGUUGCCGUAUUGGGGUCGUAACAUUUUUAAUGUGUAAUUAUGAUAAUGGCCAACAAAGCUCUAUAAUCAUUAGAGCAGGCAAGUCAAACCCCCAAAAAAGCACAUCUCCUGCCCUUACUAGUUGAUCAUAGACAGAUUUCAGGAGGGAAAGGGGAGUGAACACUAUGCAUACCAAAGCUUUCCAUAUGUCACUAUUUAAUUGUAUCAUCCAAGUGUAGGAACCAUGUCAUGACUGGUAUGAAUUUCAUUAUCAGUUUAGUAGAAAUUCUUAAUUUGCCCAGUCUAAAAUUCUAUUCUAUGUGUAAAGACUAUCUAAGCUUGUGUUACACUAUGUGCAUUUAUUUGUGAAUAAGUCCACAUGUAAAUUUGAGGCUUCUUUAAAUAUGAGACAUGGCCUAGCCAAAUGUUCCCCCUGGCCCUGGGACUUAUUUAAUCCCCUUAAAAAAAGAGAAAGAAUAUAUUAGAAUUUAAAAUCAGUAAACUUCUCAUAACUAAAACAAAUUCUCCUUUACUAAUAAACUAUUAAGAGAUUUUGGAAAACAAGAAUAAAGAUAUUUCAUAGAAAGUAUAUUCCAGUAUAAUAAAAAUAAAAGUAUUGAGUCCUUUUCCCCUCAAAUAUCCAACACACAUGAUGUGGCUUUUCAGACCUUUGCAUGAUACCCAGUGGACUACCUCGAUUAAAUGCAGCCUGGGUGACUUUACAAAAUUGCACCCACACAGACACAUGUUAUAUGGUGUUGAUAUGCAUCAACAAAAGUGUCUCUGUGGUGGUCAACCCCUUCUUCUCCCCCCCCCCCUGUACGCCAUUGGUCAUACCUACUCCUUUAGGUCCUGGUUUCAAACCUAAAAAUUAUGGUAAGACUAUGAAUACCAAUACUCUCGAUUAAAUGCAGCCUGGGUGACUUUACAAAAUUGCACCCACACAGACACAUGUUAUAUGGUGUUGAUAUGCAUCAACAAAAGUGUCUCUGUGGUGGUCAACCCCUUCUUCUCCCCCCCCCCUGUACGCCAUUGGUCAUACCUACUCCUUUAGGUCCUGGUUUCAAACCUAAAAAUUAUGGUAAGACUAUGAAUACCAAUACCUAUGUUGUGAAAGGAUACGGAAUUAAAUAGCCCUAUAUUAAAAUAGGUGUUGACAACUGAUGAAGGAGCCUUAUGUGGGCAUCACCAACUUUUUUUAUCCAGCCUAUUUCAAACUCAUUAAAGCACUGACCAUUUAGAUAGACUUACAUAUUCCCUCGUUUGUGGCAUCACCCUACACAGUGGUGAUGAAUCUGCCAUCAGAUAUGAAGCAAAUGCAAAAUUUGUUCAAUAUUCUGAAGACGAACAAAAUGCCUGUAGCAAAACAGUUCAUGUUUUAUUGUAAUCUCUAUGUUGAUUUGUUUACUUUCAAUUGUUUUCAGUUAAAUGCACCCUUGUUUGUGACAUGGUUCCAGUGCUUAGUUACAGUUAUUCUGUGUGUUAUUUUGAGUGUUGGAGGUCAGUUUUUUCCAGGCUAUGUAUCAUUCCCAGAAGUUAAAAUUGAAGGAAAGCUUUUGCGUGCUGUAAGUUUUUUGUUUUGUUUUUUUGUUUUAAGAGCACACUAAAUGAAUUUUGCUAAAUAGUACCUAGGCUUUCAAAUAUUAAUUAAGCUAUUAAAAUCUAGGAAUAAAUACCUAAGAUGAAAGCUUUUUCUAAAAUUAUACUGAAUAUUUUUUUUAAAUUAUUUUUUUAAAUUUUCCACAGACUCUGCCGCUUUCUGUCAUAUUUGUUUGUAUGAUAACAUUCAAUAAUCUUUGUCUAAAGUUUAUUGGAGUUGCAUUUUAUUUUGUUGGUAGAUCAUUGACAACAGUUUUUAAUGUGGUAAGUGUUUCAUUUUUAAUUCUUUUAAAAAUUCUGCCCUUUUUCUUUGGUAGCUUAUUCUUAAAUAGAACCAUUGACCUGCAUGUAAUACAAUAAUAGUUUAUUAACACUCAAGUUAUAUUUUUUAUUUUAAUCACCAUGAGAAGCUCUAGUCCGUGGUCAGUGAGUUGAAUGAAUAUUGAAUCACUCAUAAACCUCAUCUCUGUUUGCCAGGUAUUCACAUAUCUAAUGCUGCAACAAACAACUUCAGGCAAAGCUUUGGCUUGUUGUGGUAUCAUCAUAGCUGGGUUUUUCAUGGGUGUUGAUCAGGAAGGUGCAUCUGGUAAGUUUUAUUGUUGGAUGUAUAAUUAAAGCAAAUCUAAUAACUCAAAAUAAAUCAUUAAUGUAUUCUAUUACUAUGAGUUUAAUGGUCUCUUUAUUAACAAAGAAAUUAAGAAAAACAAAAUAUUAAAAUUUUCCCAUUGUUUUGCUUAAUUUUAUGAUACAUAAAUAUUUUAAAUUUCAUCAGGUACUUUGUCUAUUUUGGGUGUCGUCUAUGGUGUUCUGGCCAGUGCCUCUGUGGCUCUUAAUGCCAUAUAUACCAAGAAAGUUUUGCCAUUGGUAGACAACAAUGUAUGGCGCCUCACUUUUUACAACAAUAUCAAUGCCAGCAUUCUAUUCAUUCCUCUUAUGCUUAUUUUUGGAGAAUUUGGUGAAGUGGUUGGCUUUCCGCUAUUAGGUUCAUUAUCAUUUUGGAACUGGAUGAUCGUUAGUGGAAUCUUUGGCUUUGCCAUUGGAUACAUCACAGGUUUACAGAUCCAAGUAAGUUAAAAAUAUGUAAAAUAAAUUUAUUUUUAUAGUUGCUGUCAAUUUUGCUUCUGAUGUGUGAUUUUAAAAAAAUAUCUUUUUUAGGUAAAUCAUUGCAGAAAUAAAUUCAAAAAUUAAAUUAGUGAUCUCAAAUCAAUAAGUAUUUUAUUACCAUAUGCUGUAGAAUGAAUAUCUUAAGUUGGGCAUAUUUUUUAAUUUUCAUGAUGAAAUGAAAUAUAUAUUUAAAAUGUCAGUUGCAGACAGAGGUGGGCAAUAGGGAUCAUUUGAAUGUUGACCCAGUUGUUUCUGAUUUGUGUGUUUUAUUUUUUUUUAGAAUGCAUAAAAAUUCUCUUUGUAGUUACUGUUUUAGUAUCAAAACUAUCUUUAUUAAGCACCCGUACCAUACUAAUAAAAAAUUUUAAACUCAAAAGUUAACAAACAUUUUAUUUUAUGUUUUCAUAUAAAAUAGUUGUACUUCACAUUUGUUAAAAACAGGAAAUAUAGUUUCAAUACAUAGUCGUUAAUGUAUAUUUUUCAAAAAUCUUAACUUUAGGUCACAUCGCCACUCACACAUAACAUAUCGGGAACAGCAAAAGCUUGUGCUCAGACCGUGUUAGCUUGCAUCUACUUUCAAGAAGUCAAGACAUCUUUGUGGUGGGUCAGCAACAUGGUUGUACUCUUGGGAUCUGCAGGGUACACAGAGGUGAAACGCCGGGAGAUGAAACAGCAGCACACUGAAUCAGUGGCGGCGGCUCUUAGACAAGAGGAAAUAGUUGACCAAUUAGAGGGUGGAAAACUACCGUAAGCAUUUUGAAACUUAGUUCUCAAUUACAUAUUUUAACAUGUAUUGUUUAGGUAUACAUUUUUGGUAAUAAAAUGUGAUACCUUUAUGUGAUAGUUCAGUUUACAUCUGACUGUAUAUUUGUUUUAUAUGGAUAAAAAUGUUCUGUAAUUCUAUUUUUUAACUGCUAGGCUGCUAGCGGAAGAAAGAAAAGAUGCAGAAAAACAAUAAAUUUGUUGGGUAAAGUUAUUUUUCUUAAAAUUCUGCUUUGACAUACUAAGCAAGUUUAAUAAAGCCAAGGGAAACACUGUACAUCUGCUUAUUAAUGGAUUCUGAUGUUAAAAUACACUAUACACUUUCCCAUUUUCUCUAUCAGUUUGCUAUUUCUGGUAUGUCUUUGGUGCCUUUAAAUUUUUUUUUUUCUAAUUGUCUCCAUAAAAUGUUGCAUUCAUUGCUUUUUAAGUUGCUAUUGUCUGUUUAUUUCUGGGCUUUGUAAUUUACAAUUGAAAAUAAUCAUGAAAAAUUUUAAGUUGCUGUUUUCAAAAAUUGUUUUUUAAUUUACAUCAACUGCUCUAUCAAUAAUUAAGUUAACAGACAGAAGAAUUUGCAAAUAUGCAACUGAUCAUCCAGAAGUUAUUUAAUGAGCUACACAAUUAAAGCAUCCAAAACAGCCUAUUUGAUGUAUCUUUUUCAAUAAGUUUUCACCCUGAUACCAUUUUUGAAAUUAAUUGGUCUAACUUAAACAGAAAUAGCUAUAUUUCUUUCAGAUCUAACAAUAUACACUAAUUUUUUUUUGCACACCAAUUCAUCACUCAAACAAUGCUACUUCACACUACUGCCAAAAUUCUCAUUUAUGAAUCAUAUAUAUUUUUUUGAAGGUAAACUAAAUCUUAUUUUAUCCUUAAAUUUAAUUAAUUAAACUUUAAACAAGUUGUUUGAAAAGUUGGAUGGGUAAUAAGAGACUAUUUGUGUGCAAACAAUGUCAUUUUUUAAAAUUGCUUACUGCUCACCAAAUUUUGCAUAGUUUACAUAAAAAUAGAUGACUUUUAAAAGGCUUUUAAAGAAAGUAAAAAAAAAAUGUUUUUAAGGAAAAAUACUUUUAGAAACAAGAAUACACUCCAAAAAAUCUUGUUCAAUUAGUCUGUAUAGACUAAUUAAAUUUUAUACAUUUCUGAGACUAGCAUCCAAAAAAUCCUAACAGACUUGGAAUAAUUCAAUUAUUUAUGGCAACAACAUUUUAAAAUAAGUUUUGUCAGUGGUAUAAUAAUUCAAUAAGCAUUAAAAUUAAGGUCAAUUUCUUUUCACAUCACAAGAGGAGAGCUGCUUUAAGUAUUAUUUUUUUUAAAGUUAUCGAAUGUUAUUUGCUUGCAAGAAGUGCUGAACACAUAUAAACAUAAUACUAGAACACAUAUCAACUAUAGAUGUAGUUGGAUUGUUUAUUAGUCACCCUUUGAAACUAUACUAGAUUUAGUAUUGUUUAGUCAUUUGACACUGAUUUAAGAUGAAUAUUUUAAUUAUACUAUCUGUGUAUUGAAGCAUUGACCAAUACAUUCUCAUUAUAAGAUAAUAAAUUAUUAACAAACAUUGCAUUAAGUUCCAAUACCUUUCCAAAUAUUAAAAAAAAUUAAUAACUGAAUGUGCUUGAAUAAAUAUGACAAGGAAUCCCAUCCACCAACCCGCUAUUGCCAAAUAAAAAUGCUCUUCAGUGACAUAGGUGUCAAAGUUGUGUUCAGUUGCAGAUGAUAGAAAGUUGAUCAUUAGUUUAGUUUCAUCAAUUCUUCUUAAAGACUUCUAAUUUUAAGAUUUGAUGAAUAUAUUGAGUGCAUGGUGCUACUUCAAUUCACCAGCGUAUAAAAGCAAUUUAACUUUAUUAACCUGUUUUAUAAAAGAAUUAAUGUUGAAAAUCAGUAAAAUAAGUGAAAAAGGCUAAUGUAGAAUUGGGAUGAUAGGUUGAAAAGAUGUGUAGAUUAUUGUGGAAAUAAACCUGUGCAAUGUUUUAAAAAUAUUACUAUUAUAUCUAAAUACUUAUGCUCAAUAUUUGAUUUACUUUUCUUAGAAACCAAGCAAAUUAUGUAAAUCUUCAUUUGCUUAAUUAUUUUAUAUUCUGUCUAGGACAUGGGAUGGAGACAUUCCAUUAUAUAAUGGUGAGCCCACCAAAAGUUGAACAUGUGUUUCACUUCAAAAGUAUGUGCAUGCAAGGUAGCACUUAUAAAUUAGCCAAAUAUUUUUUAUCUUUUGUCGGCAUAUAGACAGAACAUAUGGGUAUAGAUAUAAAAAUUACAUUUUAUUCUUGUUUGGUUAAAUAAUAUUAAUUUCAUAACUAUCUCAUUUCAUAAUGAACUUACAGCUAUAAUUAUUUUGAUUUUCUUUUGUCAAGCAAAUCUUUUCUGUGUCUUUCUGGAAAGACAGGAAAUGGAAAAAAGGUCUACUUUGAUAUAUUAUUUAAUAUGUUCAUUUAGUAAUAAGUAGAUUUUUCAAAAGCUAGAUCUAUUAUGUUCGUAUGUGAUGAACAUUGUCAAUGAUAACAAAAAGUGCUUAUAAAUUUAGUAUCACUAGCCAGCCUUUGCAAAUGGUCAUAAGCUGUAGGAAAAUUUCCUUUGUAAAGGAAUGUCCCCAAUUCAAUUAAAUAUGUUCCUAUAAUUAUAGUGGGUUGUGAAUAAAAUAUAGUAAUAUUGUGAUGAUUUGUAUAGCUAUAUUAAUAGUCUGCUUAUAUUAAUUUGGUAUGAUAUUAUUUUUCAUUGUUAAUCACAAUAAUUAGCUUCUACACAUGUUUAAAGCUGAUUAUACCAUUUGUGGCAGGGUUUCCUACACGUUGGUCUGAUUUGUGGAGUAGGACAUUUGAUUCAUGCCUGGUUAAAUGAAACAAAUAUCCUUAUUUUUAUUAAUUCCAUUUCUGUGAUUGUCGCUAUGGAAGCAGAUGUUCUACAUAAUUUCCCCAUCUCAUUGUUCAUAGUGUAAAUAGCUGAUUUAUGACGUCCAAAAGGUUCAAAAUCUUCAACCAUAAGUAAAUGUUGGUAAGAAGCAGAAAGACUACAUUAUACAUUAGCUUUUCACUUGAGAAAAAUUGCAAAUCACAUUUGUGAUUUCUGUAAUUUAUAAUAUUUAUAAAAAUCUACUAACUAAAUUCUAGUUUUCGCAUUUCAAUUAAUUCUUUUACUUUUAAAAUAAUAAGCUGUCAAAUGUAUUUUGAAAAAUUUGCUGUUCAUCUUAACUCAUAACCUUUUUUUACCCUGACAAUUCUAACAAAGCUUUUGAUGCUUUAAUUCAUAAUGUUUCAUCUGUUUAAAAAAAAGUUAAUGCUUUUAAAUUCUCUCACUCUGUUUAACAUGCCCGGUAGUAUUUCACUGGGCAAAUGUUUAUACGCCAUGAGAGCCAUAUUGUAUAAAGCAAUUUAAUGUAAAAAUGUACAUUAAAACUUGUUGAAUUGUCAUUGACAGUCCUAGGAAUGUCUGUCAUACAGUUGUUUCUCUAGUUGAUAAUCUUUAUAACUAUUAAAUUCUUUUUGAUCCUUGCUUUUUAUUACCAGUAAUAAUUACAAUUAAACCACUGUUGGCCUUUAUGUGGAAUUAUUUUCUUAGUGAAGGUCUGAAGUGGAAUAUAUUUAUAUGUAUAAAGAUACACAAGUAAACAGAAAAGCCAAUUUAAAAAUAUACAUGGUAAACUGUAAAUGGUAACAAUAAUUGAGGUCCAUAAAAUAAGAUAGCGCCUCUUGAGGGAAUUGUUUUAAUACAGGGUUUUACAAUAUUUUUAAGCUACUAAUUAGCUAAUAUUGUGUUAUUACUAAAAAAUACAUGGAAAAUUCCUUUUGAUUACAUUCUACCAGUACGUAAUCAUUCUUAGAAUAUCAAAUUUUUAAAAACGCAGAUAGUUAAAAUAAUGAUUAACAAGAAUUUUAAAGACAGACAUUUUAUAGUAAUUUUUCAAUCAAGUGCAAAAACCAGUUAUCAUGUAAAACCUUAUUAUUUCAAGUCAAUAGGAUUUUAUUUUAUAACAGCAGGGAAAGCACGCUGGUAAAUUCUGACAGAUUAGGGAACAAAUAAAUCUCUAAUUCCUUCGGUCCUUACUGGAGGGAAAGAAUUUGCCCUGAUUGAGAGCAAUUUUUUUUAAAUAACUGUGAUGUAGUGGUUGGGAAAAAUAUUUUUUUAUCUUUAAUUCUUACAAAUGCAUGUUGCACUAUAGAACAUUUUAUAUUUUGUUUAAUGCUCAAAUGACAUAAUUGUCUGCAUGAAGCCUUGAUUCUGUGGGAAUAGUGGGAUUAUUAUGGUUAUUAAAGCGGACGUUAUAUACUUACAAUUGGUUGCGUCUAAUAACACCAAGCCCAGUCAACAAGAUGUUUUAAUUUCAAAUUUGAGGAACCAUUCCACAAUCAUAUGAUGAAAGUAUAUUCAGUCAUAAAUGAUGUCAAUCCCAAAAUGAAGUAAAAUAUUUGUAUACAUUUUUUUUUCACGUACUUGGAAAAAAAGGAAUUUCAAGUAUGUGUGAAGGAAUACACGAAAUUUAGGGAGCCAUGCAACAAUUCUGUUAUAUCCAUCUUUCCACUAUAGCGAGUUUCACUGUGUUAGUAAAUUAAACUUUUUUAUUAUUGUAGUGCUAUUUAAUUUCGGCUUUAUCAGUUACACUACAGGGACUAUCUAGUACUUUUCAUAUAUCAUUAUACGUUAUACUUAACAUUUUAUGAAAUACCUUAUUUUUCCAAGAGUAGGCCGAACAUUUUCCCCUAAUGUUAGUCUUUAAACUAAGGUGGAUGCCUACAAUCAGAAUGUUGCAAAGACAUAAAAAUACUGAUAUCUGUGAACAUAAAACUUUAAGGGUGCAGGUUUCUAAUCAGGAACUGGCUAUACUCUGAACAUUAUGGUACACUGUACAACAACGGUUCCAUAAUCAGAUUUGUGGGUGGCUGUUGCCAAUUUAAUGAAUUCCAAUGCAAAAUACUAUACUUUUAAAUGAACGUUUAAUGCCUAAACUUACAGAUGGAAUGUAUGUUUGAUAUUUUUUAUAAAUUUGUGUUAUCCAGUGUGUUAAAUAUGGUUUGUUGAAUUUUUAAAAAUAAUAUAUACAUAUUUCUUUGUCCAUUCCUGGGUGAAACAUGACAUGAACAAUUACUUUAUGCAAUGUCUGCGUAUUAAUUUAAUGUUUUCUAUACUUGUUUGGUUUCUUACAAAUUUUUAAGAUUUAAAGACACAAAAUAUCUGUAAGCAGCAAGUAUGGUUUUGCUUUAAUAAAAAAAAGACCCCAAAAAAAUAAUAAACAUCAACUGAAAGAAAGAAAAAAAAGACAGGACCAAGAUCCAUACCUAAACAUAUAGAACAAAAGUAAUGAGUGGAAACAAUAUUGCAGCUUUGUAAAAUUAUGGAUUUGUUUUAAGCUCAGACUCAAUUCAAUGGCCAAUUUUUUUUUCAGCAAAUACUGAUAUUUUUUAAUGAAAUUUUUAACUAUUUAGUAGUUGUUUUUUUUCAAAAGAACUUCAUUUGUUACAAAUAGUUAUCUUUUAUUAUACUUAAGCUGUAUCACAAGCUAACCCUCAUUACAAUUUUUUGUAAAAAGGCAAAAAAAACCAUUUAUCUACAUACCAAAUCAGAACAUUCUUUAGUAGUGAGCUCUUGUGGCAUUUACCAAUAUAAAAUUUUGAUAUUAGUUUCUUUGACAAGUCAGUUUGCAUGCCUUUAAAUUGAAUUUCUUGUGUUUUGGCUACUAAAGGAAAAGGCUCAAUAUUAAUGUCAAUUAUUGUUUAGUUCAUUGUGUCCAAACAAAAUGUUUAAAUUUUCUAUUGAGAGAUGGCCAAUGCAAUAUCUAUUUUAAUAAACUGUGGGAUUUAACAUAGACUGCGUUUU